Messenger RNA from Epinephelus moara (kelp grouper), 2346 nucleotides. It is a transcript of the gene ythdc1, whose product is annotated as YTH N6-methyladenosine RNA binding protein C1. Gene Ontology annotation, biological process: mRNA splicing, via spliceosome; regulation of alternative mRNA splicing, via spliceosome. The coding region runs from base 164 to 2203 and encodes 679 amino acids. NCBI's taxonomy places the organism in Eukaryota, Metazoa, Chordata, Actinopteri, Perciformes, Serranidae. Gene Ontology annotation, cellular component: nucleoplasm. The record is from RefSeq and is a predicted model, not a curated record. The transcript is spliced from 16 exons. Gene Ontology annotation, molecular function: mRNA binding; N6-methyladenosine-containing RNA reader activity.
GAAGACGUUACAACAACAGACUCGGUCGGCCAUUUUCCCUCCGCGAGCUGCCUCAGUCUGUUUUCUCAUUAUUGUUGUUGUUUUUUUGUUUGAACCGAACUGAAAAGGGUUUGAUCUGUAGCGUCACCUGAGCGCGAGGCGGGAGCACGUCAUAGCGGCUGUGAUGGCGGCCGACCGGCGCGAGGACAAAGAUGGAGAGUUAAACGUUCUGGAAGAUAUUCUGACUGAAGCUCCAGAUCAAGACGACGAACUGUACAAUCCUGAGACUGAACGAGCCGUCAGCGACAAGAAAGGAACAAAGAGGAAGAGUGAGCGCUCAGACAGCCAGGAUCUGAAGAGGCUCCGCCCCUCCACAGGCCACGCCCCCUCCAGGUCUUCCUCUACCAAUAAGAGAGCCCCGGGCCCCCCUCUGUCCUCCUCCUCUAAGAAGGUGGCGUCCAGCCCCCGCGGCCGUCACACCACCACCAGCUACCGUCACGAAUACUAUGAGGAGCGAAAGGGGCGGCGAGGGACCCGAGAGACGACCAGGAGCCGUGGAGGAGAGGACGUCCGCCGCAGGGACACGCAGAGAGGACUGGACAGUCUGAGCCAGAAACUGCGACGGGCAAGCCCCUCCCCCCACGAGGAUGACAACCAAUCAGAAGAGGAGGCAGCAGCAGAGUAUGGCUCGGAGCAGGGGUCAGGAAGCUCCUCCCCUGCCGCCUCCCAUGUAGAGGAAGAGGAAGAGGAGGAUCAGGAAGAAGACGAGGAUGAAGAAGAAGAGGAGGGCAUGGAAGAAGAGGAGGAGGAAGAGGAGGAGGAGGAGGAAGGAGAGAAGGAGGAGGAGGAAGAGGAAGAGGAGUACGAGCGUCGCGGCGGUGGCGAAGGCAACGACUACGACACACGCAGCGAGGCUGGCGACUCACGCUCCGCCUCCUCUGUCAGUUUCUCUGACGACGGCGAGUCGGUGCACUCAGGCUCCGCCUCCGAGGCCUCAGGUUCAGAGAAGAAGCAGGAGAAGCUGUCGUCGUCGGUCCGAGCCGUUCGUAAAGGGAUGGAGAAUCCAACCAGUAAGCUGCGUUACAUCCUGCGAGAUGCUCGCUUCUUCCUCAUAAAGAGCAACAACCACGAGAACGUGUCGCUGGCUAAGGCUAAGGGCGUGUGGUCGACGCUGCCAGUGAACGAGAAGAAGCUGAACGCAGCUUUCCGCUCGGCGCGGAGCGUCAUCCUGGUCUUCUCCGUGAGGGAGAGCGGCAAAUUCCAAGGUUUUGCUCGUUUGGCGUCAGAGUCUCAUCAUGGCGGCUCACCGAUCCACUGGGUUCUUCCUGCCGGCAUGAAUGCCAAGAUGUUGGGCGGAGUCUUCAAGAUCGACUGGCUCUGCAGGAGGGACCUCCCCUUCACGAAGACGGCUCAUCUGUCAAACCCCUGGAACGAACACAAGCCAGUGAAGAUCGGACGUGAUGGGCAGGAGAUCCAACCGGACAUCGGCGCCCAGCUCUGUGCCCUGUUUCCAUUGGACGAGAACGUGGACGUACACCAGGUGGCUCGACGCGUUCGUCACAAGCGCCGAACUCCGUCGGAGCCACGGCCUCGGGGCCGACCACCGCAGCGGGAACCGGGAAGGCGUCGUCCUGAAGAGUACGACCUCCACGGCAGGAAGCGACCGCGAGCUGACGGUCCGCCUGACUUCAACCAGCGAGCAGGGUUCAUCCAGGACCUUCGUAACCAGCCAGUGGACAGACGAUUCUCCAACGUGAGACGAGACGUGUUUCUCAACGGGUCCUACAAUGACUACAUGAGGGACUAUCACCACAGCGUCGGUCCUCCUGCUCCUUGGCAGACCCUGGCGGCGUACCCCGGUGUGGACCAGCCCCCUCCCCACCACCCCCCCUACUACCACCACAGCCACCCCCCUCCUCCCCCACACCAGGCCUACCAUCACCACCACCCCCCUCUACCGCCGCACGAGGCUCCGCCCCCUCGCUUUAGGGACAAACAACGUGCGCCACAACACCGCGCCUUCACCUCCAGUCCGCACGACUACGACAUGCGUGUGGACGACUUCCUGCGGCGGACCCAGGCAGUGGUGAGCAGCCGGCGUGAGCGCGAGCGGCAGCGAGAACGUGACCGUGGCGGACCCCGCCGCGAGAGAGAGCGGGAACGAGCCCGAGACAGAGACAGAGACAGAGAGAGGGACAAGGAGAGGGGGCGGUACCGCCGGUGAUGUACCGCCGGUGAUGUACCGCCGGUGAUGUGAUGUCAUUUCCUGUCAGCCUGCAGAGGCUUUUAUUUUGAAAGUCAGAUGUGUUUUUUCUUUUUUAUGUUGAAAAUUAUGAAUAAAACAUGAAACGUUACAUGAUGACAUCA